This is a messenger RNA of Fusarium musae, 1362 nucleotides long. RefSeq lists its product as uncharacterized. NCBI's taxonomy places the organism in Eukaryota, Fungi, Ascomycota, Sordariomycetes, Hypocreales, Nectriaceae. Gene Ontology annotation, molecular function: zinc ion binding; oxidoreductase activity. The coding region runs from base 1 to 1362 and encodes 453 amino acids. The record is from RefSeq and is a predicted model, not a curated record. The transcript has 4 exons.
AUGACUACUCAAGCAGCUUACCAGGCCGAAAAGAUCAUUGGCCACGGCGACAACGCCGUUACAGCGCAAGAUGUCACUUCAUACCGUGAGCCAGGUGCCGGCGAGUCUGGCGAGACCAUGAAGGCUCUCGCAUGGAUUGGCAAGAACAAAGUCCAAAUGGUCGACGCACCCAAGCCCAAGAUUCUUGAGGACCGCGAUGUGAUCCUCAAAGUAACAGGCAGCACCGUCUGCGGCUCAGACCUACAUCUCCUCCACGGCACAGUCGUGCAGCUCAGCGAGGGCGACAUCCUCGGGCAUGAGUUCUGCGGCGUGGUCGACCAGGUCGGGUCAGCGGUCAAGGGCAUAGACGUUGGGAAGCGCUACGUCGCAUCGUUCCAGAUUGCGUGUGGCGAUUGUUUCUUCUGCAAGCAGAAGCUCUCGUCGCAGUGUGAGAAGACGAACUCGAACACCACUGAGAGGGCGAUGUAUGGAGGGCGCACGGCGGGGAUGUUUGGGUAUUCGCAUUUCACGGGGGGGUUUGCGGGUGGGCAGGCGGAGUAUGUGCGUGUUCCGCUUGGGGAUGUGAAUCUUUUGGAGAUUCCCGAUGAUGUUCCCGAUGAGAAGGCGCUGUACUUGUCUGAUGUAUUGGCUACCUCCUACAACGCUGUCAAGGACACAGCCGUUUAUCCCAACGACUCGGUCGCCAUUUUCGGCGCUGGUCCAAUUGGUCAAAUGGCGGGUGUCUUUGCCAUCAAAGAGGGCGCGAGCCAGAUCAUCUUUGUCGACACAGAGCCACGCCUGUCGUUUAUUCGAGAUCGCUGGCCCGCUGAACACAAGGACAAGCUUGAGCUGGUAGACUACAAGCACUUGUCGCACGGCGUGACUAACAAGCCUACCGUCGUAAGCCGUCUCAAGGAACUCACUGGUAACCGUGGACCCGAUUGCGCGAUUGAGUGCGCGGCUGGUGAGUACGCCAAGGGCUGGAUGCACUGGCUCGAGAUGGCCGUUGGGAUUGAGACGGACACGAGUGAGAUUAUCAACGAGAUGAUUGAGGGCGUGCGAAACUAUGGACGAUGUGGUGUAACAGGUGUUUACGUGGGCUACACCAACCACUUCAACAUCGGCUCCCUCAUGGAGCGAGGCGUUCGUCUCAUCGGCAACGGGCAAGCGCCCGUUCACAAAUACUGGCAUGAGCUUCUUGAGAUGAUUCAAAAGGGCGAGCUUGAUCCGGCUCAGAUGCUGUCGCACCGUGUCAGACUGGAGGAUCUGGAUAAGGUGUACUACAAGUUUGAGAAGAGGGAGGAUGGGAUGCAGAAGAUAUUUGUUGAGACCAAGUUCUCGUUCCCUCAGGAUCCUAGCACGCCUAGUCUGACGACUUAUUGA